Paramormyrops kingsleyae is the source of this 1569-nucleotide messenger RNA. Lineage: Eukaryota; Metazoa; Chordata; Actinopteri; Osteoglossiformes; Mormyridae. The record is from RefSeq and is a predicted model, not a curated record.
AAACAGCACUGUGUGUGAAGGUGCUGAGAUGCACUGGCCUUAACAGUUGUGACUACAAUAAUUUGCAGAGACACUAUUGGUCAGGUGGGGGAGUACUCACAGCCUGGGCCUCGUUUUCAGCACAUAUUUGUAUAUGCUUCUAUGUCCAACCCAACCCACCAUGUUAAACAAACCAGCCAAGCAAACUGCUACUGUCAAAUAACCUCUUGAAGCUAAACUGACUUCAGUGCUAGUGGCUCCUGCUGAAUUAUAUAGGAAUGCUGCUUGCGUGUACAUUUCCUGGGCUGAUUUACUGUAGUUCUGUUUCUGCCAUUACACUGGCUGCCAUCCAUAGGAAGGAAUCUUUAUGCUCUUUAUGCUAAGAUGUGCAUGCUUAGUGCUGUAUCUCCAUAAAACUAUUUAUUAAUAUUUUUACAGCACAAUCGGUGUAUUUUCAAAACCGCUUGUCCAUGUUUGGGGUCACAUUUUUCUAAAUCGGUCCGCUUUCAUUUUAAAUAUGAUAAACAUGCUUAAUUAGAAUUAUUUUCAUUAUAUUCCCAUGCUUCUGCUUUUUAAACAAGGCUCACUAAUGUCUACCUUUAGUUUAUAAACAGGUAGAAGUGUUUGGAAUGUAUUUUUCAUUACUUGUUCUGUACAUGAUCCAAUACUUUGUGUAAGAAGAACUUCAUCUGUGUUGCUGCACUCCAUAAUAUAUCCAGCACUUUGUCAUCAUGCUAUGAAUGUUAUCCCCGCCAGUCACCUUGGUUCUUUUUUAGGACCUGUGUUUAUCUCCCUGUCCAGGAAUGCUGGGAUUAAAGGGCUCCACCGGUGAUGCGGGACCACCAGGUCUGGGUGGAAUAAAGGGCCAGCCAGGAUUUCCAGGAGAGGCUGGACUGCCUGGACUCAGGGGUCUCCCUGGUCCUCCGGGUCCUGAAUCAAGAAGUGGCUUCCCUGGAUCUCUAGGAAGAAAAGGUGAAAAGGGGUCUCCUGGUAUGCAGGGAUUCUCAGGAAUGCCAGGACAUCCAGGCCAACCUGGUCUGCCAGGAAUCAAGGGUAGCCCUGGGUUCCCUGGAAGGGAUGGGAAUCCGGGAAGUUAUGGAAGGCAAGGAAGUAAAGGUGAUCGAGGGGAACCUGGUCCACAUGGGCCAGCGUCUUCGCCGCUUCUGUAUUUGCCCUUAAUACUUGGGGAAAAUGGUGACGUCGGCCUCCCAGGAAGCCCAGGAUUUCCUGGGCCCAGAGGUGACAAAGGAUUCCCAGGUCAGCCAGGCCGUCAGGGUCUGCCGGGUCUUCCUGGAUUUCCUGGACAGGAGAGGGGUCCCCCUGGUGUCCCUGGACCCCCAGGAUCUCCAUCCUUAGUAGGCUCCCCUGGACCUAAGGGAUCCCCUGGAAUCAUGGGCUUUCUCGGCAUGCCAGGGCCAAGGGGCGAUGAUGGCUUUCCUGGACCAUCUGGCUUUCCUGGAGAACCAGGGUUAUCUGGUCCAAAAGGUGAGAGGGGAGACUCCUACAGCUCAGCUGGAGCCCGUGGCAUUAAAGGGCUGCCUGGUGACACAGGAUAUCCAGGUAAACCUUGCAGCAUACCUUUGAUCACCA